Salvia splendens (bonfire salvia) is the source of this 848-nucleotide messenger RNA. Its product is annotated as AP-3 complex subunit sigma-like. Gene Ontology annotation, cellular component: membrane coat. Gene Ontology annotation, biological process: vesicle-mediated transport; intracellular protein transport. The transcript has 7 exons. NCBI's taxonomy places the organism in Eukaryota, Viridiplantae, Streptophyta, Magnoliopsida, Lamiales, Lamiaceae. The coding region runs from base 115 to 603 and encodes 162 amino acids. The record is from RefSeq and is a predicted model, not a curated record.
UCUGCCUAUAUCGUUAUUACAAACCACGACUCUAGAUUUAAACGCGCGCGGCCUUCUCUUGAUCUGACUCAUACACAAAAACAGCAGUGAAGUCGCACAUAAUCGGUGACGAAAAUGAUACGAGGAGUGAUCGUAAUGAACGAUCAAGGCAAGCCUCGCCUCAUCAAAUUCUAUGAAUUUCAGCCGCCGGAGAAGCAGCAGGAGCUGGUUCGGAGCAUUUACAGAAUUUUAUGCAGUAGAGCAGAGAACGUGAGUAAUUUCGUUAAUGCGGAUUCUCUUUUCGGGCCGAAUGUGUGGCUUGUUUAUAAAACUUUUGCAACACUCUACUUUGUGUUCAUAUUCGACAAAUCUGAAAAUGAGCUAGCGAUGAUGGAUCUGAUGCAAGUAUUUGUGGAGACAUUGAACAAUUGUUUCAGAGAGGUAUGCGAGCUUCACAUAGUGUUCAAUUUUUACAAGAUCCAUAUGAUUUUAGAUGAAAUCAUAUUAGGUGGACAAGUGCUUGAAACAAGUUCUGAAGAGGUGGUCAAUGCAGUUGAUGCAAUCUCAAGGUUGGAAAAGAAUGUCAAUUCGAUGAUUCCAUCUAUUCCUGGUUGGCAGAGAUGAUAGCAACUGAUAUUUCGUAGUUUCUUCGAGUUUGAAGACUAAAGAUAUUAUCCCCAAGACCACACCCUUUGUUGGAAAUCAACCGGUGUUGAUGCUGAUUGAUAAAAUCCUCUUUUUCUUAGAAAUGAACAUUUGACAUGAUACCUUCAACGGAAUUCUUGAAUUGCAUUAAUUCAUGCCUUUGUAUAGUUCAUUGAUGUGAACUAUGUCCUUUUUCUUUCUAGAUGAAAAAGAAUAUUUUUUUA